AGGGGGCGGAGGAGGAGGCGGCCAUUUUGGCUCUCCGCUGACAGGGGCAGGCGAGCGGGAAAGAGGGCGCCGGCCUUGCCUGGCCCCAGCGCUUCUACCCUCGCCUUCCUCGGGCCGCCCCGCUCGGCUCCUCGCACCUCGCCAUGUCUGACACGCGUGGCGGCAGUGACAGCCGUUCCGACGAGACCGGCGUCGAGAAACAGGAUACGCAGGAGAAGGAAGCAGGCAUCCCCGAGAAGGAGGAGGAGGCCAAAUUGAAAGCCAAAUACCCCAACAUAGGACUUCAGAAGCCUGGGGGUUCUGACUUCUUAAUGAAGAGGCUGCAGAAAGGGCAAAAGUACUUUGACUCUGGAGAUUACAAUAUGGCCAAAGCCAAAAUCAAGAACAAGCAGCUGCCAGCUGCAGGUACCGACAAGAACCUGGUGACCGGCGACCACAUCCCCACGCCUCAAGAUCUCCCACAGAGAAAAUCUUCUCUCGUCACCAGCAAGCUGGCAGGGUAACCUGCUCUCCUGAUGGGAUUUCUCUCUCUCUCUCUCUCUCUUUCUCUCUCUCUCUCUCUCUCUCUCUCUCCUUUUUUUCCAUUUUGGGGUUUGGGGAAUUGGGUUGUUUUUCUGUUGUCAGACUGACUGAACUCUGCUGUACCAUAGAGCUGGGACACACAGAACUUUUACCGCGGCUGAUAUCUUUAAUCAAAGCCAGAAGCCGAGACAUGGA
Python bivittatus (Burmese python) is the source of this 717-nucleotide messenger RNA. It is a transcript of the gene ENSA, whose product is annotated as endosulfine alpha. Gene Ontology annotation, molecular function: protein phosphatase inhibitor activity. Gene Ontology annotation, cellular component: cytoplasm. The record is from RefSeq and is a predicted model, not a curated record. NCBI's taxonomy places the organism in Eukaryota, Metazoa, Chordata, Lepidosauria, Squamata, Pythonidae.